Moneuplotes crassus is the source of this 533-nucleotide messenger RNA. The record is from the annotation of a GenBank genome assembly. Lineage: Eukaryota; Ciliophora; Spirotrichea; Euplotida; Euplotidae.
UUUACAAAUAUGAAAGCUUCAAACGAUUGAUUCUGGGAUGACUCUCAAUGUGUUGUCUCCGAUGACUACAAUGAGCCUCUGCCUAAGAACAGUGUCUACAAAUGGCAGAACAAUGACAAUGUUCUUGUAGCUGACAAAGGCCAUGCUAGACCUACAACAAAUAUGUGUGAUAAAGAUAACUCUGAAGACUCAAUGAUGAUCCCAAAGAUCAAAGAUGAUGGAGAAAUUGCAAUUUUACACCCGACACCAAGGCUUGGGUCAUUGGUAGAGAAGAUCAAGCACAAGAACAGAGAACAACGUUUGAAUGAGUUCAAGAAGCUCAAGAACUGUUCAUCUUGGAACUAUUCUCAUAUCCGAAACAAAAGUAAUGGUGAGAGAUUUUCUUCUUGGAAAUAUAAGUGAAGAGUUGAUCAAAAGUUAUCAUCGCAUAGAAUCCUGAACAGCAUUAAUGGAGGAUCUCAAACACUACUUUCAAACAUAAAGAAGUAGUCUUCUCCUCCGUACAAUUAAAUAACUUGUCCAUAAAAAUUCUU